Molecule: messenger RNA, 2469 nt
Organism: Branchiostoma belcheri (Belcher's lancelet)
Lineage: Eukaryota; Metazoa; Chordata; Leptocardii; Amphioxiformes; Branchiostomatidae
Product: allene oxide synthase, chloroplastic-like
Biological process (GO): sterol metabolic process
Molecular function (GO): oxidoreductase activity, acting on paired donors, with incorporation or reduction of molecular oxygen; iron ion binding; heme binding
Source: RefSeq, a predicted model, not a curated record
UGUCCACUGGGACAGACUACAUUGCGGUGUUCACGAGUGUCAGGAAGACGUUUCUGUACCUUCUGUUUGGUGUAUCAAGAAAUACAUUGUAGAACAUGGGUGCAGGAGCGAGCAACACGAAGGGUCUCAUACAGCAAGUCAAGAAGGGACCCCACAGACUGAAGCACCACCUGGAAAACCCUGCUGUCGUCCGUACAAACGUCGGAGUUCCCGUCGUGGCGCUUCUGAACCAAGAGACCAUCCAGUAUAUCUUUAACACGGAUUUAGUGGACAAGGAGAGGUACUAUUUAGGAUACGUCGGCGUACGCGAAGAGCUAACCCAUGGAUACUGCCCGUCCAUGUUCGUCAACGGCGAAGAACAUCGUCGGAAGAAAGCGUUCUUGAUCGACGCCUUGCAGCGAUCUCGGGAGACGCUUCCGUCCGUUCUCAAUGCACACAUCCUGUCGCACUUCGAAGAGUGGUCACGAGCCAGAGUGGUCACGGACUUUGAAGACAGAGUGUUCUUUUUGGUCAGUGAUGUGAUGACAGAGUCGGUAUUUGGGAGUAAAGUGGACGGCCGCCUGGCCCUGAAUUGGUUACAAGGACUGAUGAAGAUCAGGACGAGGAUACCGAUACCCUCUAUAGCUAGAGCAAAGCAGCACACACUCGCCUCGGCAGCCCUCCCAGUUCUUCUGAAAACCAUCCAGGAAUCACCAAAAUACCAAGAGUUGAUCGGACUGUGUCACGCCCACGGCAUCGAGGAAGAAGAAGACGGCAUCGUCAGUGUCAUUUUUGCUGUCAUUUUCAACGCAGUGGCGGCAUCGUCGAGCGUCAUUGUCACCUUCAUCGCUCGUUUGUACAAGGAGUGUCACGGAAGCCGAGAAAACAACCUCCUUCGAGCGACGCUAGAAGUUCUUAAGAAACACGGUGGCAUCACGGAAGAAAGUCUCGACGACAUGAAGCUUCUAGAAAGUUUUCUACUAGAGGUUUUGCGCCUACACCCACCUGUCUUCGACUUUUUCGGAGUGGCAAAACAGGACUUCGUGAUUUCGACGAGAAAAGAAAAGGUUGAGGUCCGCAAGGGAGAGCAGCUGCUCGGUAGUUGCUUCUGGGCGCAGCGUGACGUGUCCGUGUUCCUCCGGCCAGGACUUUUCCGGUGUAAUCGCUUUCUGGAUGAAGAAGGGGGUGGGGACAAGAGGAAACAUCUUGUCUUUCCACAUGGAAGUCUUACGGAGCCUCCUGACUUGGACAGCCACCAAUGUCCUGGACAGGGCAUCGCUUUCUUCUUGAUGAAAGCGACCCUAGCGGUUCUGCUGAGCUACUGCAGCUGGGAGUUGAAGUCCAUCCCGGUGUGGUCAGACAAAACGGCCCGAUUGGGGAAACCGGACGACCUGGUCUCUCUUACGCGGUUUGAGUUUAACUCGAACAAGGCCAGACGUGUGAUGGGGCCAUAGAGCGUUUUCAUGCCAGACUGACUGCAAUGCUGGUGUUAUUGACUUGCGUUGUUCAAGGUGCCAAUGGGGAAACGUGUAGCAAGCUCUCAGCCUGCAAAGUUUCUGUCCUAGGCCCGUUGAAAGUACGACAUGGCUCUUCUCUAAUAAUACCUCCUGGAAGUUUGAAAUCUCAGAUUUCUUGUUAUAAUCGGUAUUUUUCCAUGUGCUGGGCCCUUCAUGAAGGAAUGUUUUGGACACGGACUGAAUGAAUGUUUAUACAUCCCUGGUCUUCCUUAUGUCAAAUGGCCUGCUCACAUUCGUCCCACCGUUGAAGCAGAUUGAGUACUAGUACAUUCUUGACUUAGUCGUACAGAUGUCGUACAAAUUUCCCAGAUUCCCAUUGGUGGUUGGUUCAGUCACAGCCAGUCUAAAAAUUGUACGGGACCACUUUGCACGACGACCUACGAUGAAUGUGACCGCGCCGUGCGAUGUUUCUGAUUGGCAGAGCGCGAAAUAUAUGCUCGCCAAAGGUCGCGAAUAAUUGUUUUCUACAUAACGACUGCUUAACUGUUGUGUAAAUCAUCCUCCAUGCCGUGAUCACAUUUCAGAUAAGCCGUCUCUUAUUCUAGGUGAGAGAAAUAUUUUGGCCACCUUUUCUUAUAGACUCUCUGAAAAUAAAACAUUUUGUAAGAGUUCAGAUCAGUGUACACUAGUAAACAACCCUUUAUAAAGAGACUGUUUUGAGUGCCACACCAGUUGAGACAUUGUUCUAAUCGGCCACCUGUUGUUCCUGUGAUGGGAGUUUGCCGUAAGGUGCCGGGCCUUUGUUUUACCUGUCAGUUACCUGUAGAUACCCUCCGGCUGAACACCUGGUGCGCCUAAACACACUCUGUUGUCGAGGCGAGUUUCUUGCUACAUCUGUCACUGUCUUGUCAAGAGUGAAACAAUCUUACCUGGACAAAAAUGUGAAUACUAGGGACAUAAAGUACAAAUGUAGUUGAAUUGAUACUGAAUUGAGUUAUAUUUCACACUUCAUGAAUAAAAUCGUCCUGAGAAA